UUCCAAAUAAAAAAAUAAAAAAUUACUUCUAGGAAGUAGGAAGUGUUCAUUGAAGAAAAAAAAAAGUGUCUCGAGAGAGAGAGAGAGAAUGGAAGAAAGAAGUUCAAUGAAGAUGAGUCCAGGUGGGAAAGAGAAGAACCUCUUUCAUGUAGUUGACAAGGUUUGUCCUGGUGAUGAUCAUUACGCUCGAGCCAAGCAUGCUCAGAUAGUUGAAAAGAAUCCAGAAGCAGCAAUAGUUUUAUUUUGGAAGGCUAUAAAUGCAGGAGAUAGAGUGGACAGUGCCCUUAAAGACAUGGCUGUGGUAAUGAAGCAAUUGGAUAGGACUGAAGAGGCCAUUGAAGCUAUCAAGUCUUUUAGGGGCCUCUGCCCUAAACAAGCUCAAGAAUCACUUGAUAAUCUCCUCAUUGACUUAUACAAGAAAUGUGGAAAAGUAGAUGAAGAAAUAAAGCUGUUGAAGCAGAAGCUUAGGUUGAUUUAUCAAGGAGAGGUCUUCAAUGGAAAACUCACAAAAAUUGCACGCUCUCGUGGCAAGAAGUUUCAGGUCUCCAUCAAACAAGAAACAGCUAGGAUACUGGGGAACUUGGGGUGGGCCUACAUUCAGAAAGCAAACUUCUUGGCAGCAGAGGUGGUGUAUCGAAAAGCCCAAAUGAUUUAUCCUGAUGCAAACAAGGCCUGUAACCUGGGCCUUUGCCUAAUGAAACAGGCCCGGCACGAAGAGGCACGUUCAGUUCUUGAACAAGUAUUGCAAGGUAAACUUCCAGGAGCCGGUGAUAUCAAGUCAAGAAACCGAGCUGAGGACUUGUGGAGAGAACUGGGGUCAUGGGAACCUCCACCUCUAUCCUCGAAUCCUCCGAGCCUCGGUCUGGAAGACGAUGAUUUUGCUGAUGGGCUUGAGAGAUUGAUAAACGAAUGGGCCCCCAAUAGAUCUGGAAGGCUUCCCAUCUUUGAAGAGAUCUCUAGAUUUAGAGACCAGUUGGACUGUUAAAUCCAUUUUUUUUUUAAGUUAUAGCUGUUUAUCAGUUGGGUUGUAGAGUUUGUGAAUUUGGGUAGGAGGUUGGGAUUGAAAAAAUAGAUUAUUCAUAUUAGAUUUGCAAAAAUAAAGGGCUUGUUGCAAGUACAUGGGAUUUCGGACUUCUUGGGUAAGCACUCGAUUCCCUAAGGUAUUAUGUGUUCGUCUUCAUGAUCGAUAUCAGUUUUGUUUUAACUACUUGUCUUUUAAAUUUACUAGUUUAUGCACACGUACGUUAUACGUGGAUCAAUUUGAC
Messenger RNA from Ilex paraguariensis (yerba mate), 1265 nucleotides. The record is from the annotation of a GenBank genome assembly. NCBI's taxonomy places the organism in Eukaryota, Viridiplantae, Streptophyta, Magnoliopsida, Aquifoliales, Aquifoliaceae.